Nicotiana tabacum (common tobacco) is the source of this 1518-nucleotide messenger RNA. RefSeq names its product (S)-8-oxocitronellyl enol synthase ISY1. NCBI's taxonomy places the organism in Eukaryota, Viridiplantae, Streptophyta, Magnoliopsida, Solanales, Solanaceae. The record is from RefSeq and is a predicted model, not a curated record.
GGAGGAUAGCCGCCAGAGUUGACACUUGACAGGUCUCAUAUACCAAUCUCCAAAGUCUCCUCCAACUAUCAUUGUAAUUGAGCUUUCCUUUGCUGGAAAUUUGGAAACCAAAAGAUGAGCUGGUGGUGGUCUGGAGCUAUAGGCGCUGCAAAGAAAAAAGUCGAACAAGAUGAUGCCCCAGUACAGAAGCAUCAAAGCGUUGCACUAAUAAUCGGAGUCACCGGCAUUGUCGGCAACAGCCUCGCCGAGAUCCUCCCUCUUUCCGACACCCCCGGUGGUCCUUGGAAGGUCUACGGCGUCGCUCGCCGUCCUAGACCGUCGUGGAACGCCGACCACCCGAUCGAGUACAUCCAAUGCGACAUCUCAAACCCUGAAGAUACGCAAUCCAAACUCACUCUACUCGGCGACGUCACCCACGUUUUCUACGUGACUUGGGCCAGUCGAUCCACAGAGAUCCAAAACUGUGAAACCAACGGGAAAAUGUUUAAAAAUUUGCUCAAUGCUAUUAUCCCCAAUUGCCCCAAUUUGUCUCACAUCUGUUUGCAAACGGGUCGAAAACACUAUCACGGCCCGUUUGAAUUGUUCGGAAAAGUAGCACAUGAUACCCCACAUCACGAGGGUUUGCCCCGUUUACCCGUACCCAAUUUCUACUACACUCUUGAGGAUAUUCUAUUUGAGGAGGUGAAAAAGAAAGAAAAAUUAACAUGGUCAGUUCAUAGGCCCGGGUUGAUAUUUGGGUUUUCACCCUAUAGUUUAAUGAAUAUUAUUGCAACUCUGUGUGUUUAUGCAGCUAUAUGUAAACAUGAGGGGUUGAAAUUGAAAUUUCCAGGCGUUAAAUCAGCUUGGGACGGGUACUCGGACUGUUCAGAUGCGGAUUUAAUUGCCGAGCAUCAGAUAUGGGCGUCAGUGGAUCCUAAUGCGAAGAAUGAGGCAUUCGAUGUAAGCAAUGGGGAUGUGUUUAAGUGGAAGCAUUUGUGGGGGAUUUUAGCUGAGGAAUUUGAAGUGGAAGCUGAAGAAUUUGAUGAAAAGAGCAAGAGAUGGACAUUGGAGGAGAUGAUGAAGGAUAAAGGAGAAAUUUGGGAUGAGAUUGUGAAGGAGAAUGGAUUGGUGCCUAAUAAAUUGGAGCAAGUUGGAGGUUGGUGGUUUGUUGAUAUUGUUCUUAGUGGAGAGUGUCCUUUGGAUGCUAUGAACAAGAGUAAAGAACAUGGCUUUUUGGGUUUUAGGAACUCCAAAAAUUCCUUCGUUUCAUGGAUUGAUAAGGUGAAAGCCUACAAAAUUGUUCCUUAAUUUGUUUGAUUGGUGAAGUUUUCUUUACGACUCAUAUAAGUUAAAGUUGUGGGAUAUAUAAGUUAGACUCACGAAAGAUAAGUGGAAAUGUGGAUGGAAAGUGUAUUUUGAGCUUGUCUACUCUCCAUUAUGUUGUUGAUAAACAUAAAAGAAAAUUACUGCAAAAGCAGCCAUUCCUGAUGCUUGUAUAUUGGAAAAGGUUUUGGAUUAAUAAACUAUAAACUAUACCUA